Molecule: messenger RNA, 3098 nt
Organism: Chelonus insularis
Lineage: Eukaryota; Metazoa; Arthropoda; Insecta; Hymenoptera; Braconidae
Exons: 8
Coding region: 102-2405 (767 amino acids)
Source: RefSeq, a predicted model, not a curated record
AACAAUAAAACUUUAUCUAAUUUCAUGUAAUUUGUUUUUAUUUGCAGAAUUCAUUUUAAUAAAAGUAAGUGUGUAAUGUCAUAAAAAAUUAGUGUAUCAUAAUGGAAAUUAUAAAGCAUUCAACUCUACCUGAUGAAACUAAAACAAUACGGAAGAAAAUGAGUCGAGCUGAUGUAAAAUUAAAAGAAAUAGAGCAACAACUCCAAAAUGCUCAAGAACAAUUUAAUUAUAUUAAAAAACGUUUAGCUCAUAUGAAAAAUGUUUGUGAAGAGCGUGGAUUUAUUAACUCCAAAGGAUUUAUUAACUCAUCUGCUAACUCAUCUAAUUGUGUUAUCAGUUCUAUUCAAGAAUCUAAUUGUUCAUCUACAAAUGAGUUUAAAAUAUCUCAUAAUACAUUGAGUAAUGGAAAAAAUGAUCAUGAAGAGAUCAGGAAAAUUUAUUCAUACACGUCUACGGCAAAUAGUAUAAAAUCAAUAGUUGUUAAUAAUGGUGCUGAUUUAGAUAUUUUUGAAAAUGAAUUUCAAACAGAAGAAUAUGUUUCUAAAGAUCAAAAACCAUCUUCAUUAAAAAUAGCAAUGAAAGUGUUCAGUGACAAACGAUUGAAUAAUAGUGAUGAACAAAUGUCGAUUUCGACAGAUGAAUUGUCAAGUAAUAGUCACAAUUUAGAUCAAUUAAAUGAUUUAAAGCUACUAGAAAUAUUUAAACCAUUUCCACCAACAUCAAAAAGUGAUAAAAAAUCACAAUUAAUAUUGAAAAUUAAUGGUACACAUAAAGAAACUUCUAAACAAUGUAAAAUUAAAAAAUUUGAUAAAAUGAAGAAAAACUUAUCCCAUGAAAAUUUGAUUGUUAAUGAACAGCCUCAAUUAAAUAAAGUUCGUGAGCAUAAUCGAUCAAUGAUUAUAAGAAAAGUAAGAAAAUUAAAAAAAGCUAGUAUUGAUCAUUUAGAAUCUAAACAUGCACUUAGUAAUUUAGUGACAAAAAGUCGAAAGAAAUUUAAAAGACGAGGUAAUACUUUGAUGAAUCGGAAAGGGAAAAAUUCUCAUCUCAAAUCUAAUAUUAAAAAUCUAGAAACAAUCAAAAUAUUUAAUAAAUACGAUCCUACUCCUGAUGUUGUUGAACUUUAUCAUAAUACAGCUACUAAAAAUACAACACCUUCCGUUGAAUCAAGUAAACAUUAUAUUGAACUACAAAAUGAAACGAACCAUGAAGAUUUAGGACAAAAUCAAAAUUCAAUGAAAUUUAUCCAAAAUGAAGUAAACACAAAUUUAAUGAAUUUAAAUUUUUUUAAUUCUCCCAAGGAAAAAUUCCAUCAAUUGGAUUUAAAAGGACAAUUCUCAGAAGUUGGCAUUCAGGAUUCUUUUUCCAGGAAAAAGGAGAGACCUGAUGAGCCUCGAGCUGAAGAUCAUCAUCAUCAUCGCCAUGAAAAUUGUCAUUCAAGAUCUCUUCGCUCUUAUUGCUGUGAAUUAAUUCCUACUGCGAGAAAUUAUCAACAACCAACGAUUGCAUCGAAAUUAAAAAAAGUUGAGAAAUGUUAUUUAGCAACUAAAUUCGAUUUUGGAAAUAUUCCAUUUGUUGUUGGAACUUCAAUAACUCCUAGUCACAAUAUUGGAUUAAAUAUCCAGCAGGUUUUAAGCUCACUGAAGACUAAACAACAUCAAAUAACAGCUGAUUUUCAAUAUGAACCCAUUAAUAAAAGUGGAAAAACUUUUAAUUCAAUCAUUCAGUCGUUACUAGAAACUUUAAAUGCUAAUUCCAUAAUCCAAUCGAAAUCAUUAGUUUAUUCAAAUGCAAUUAAAGAAGAAGAUAAUGCUACAACAACAGUAGAGCAAUCCAAGAAACCGGUAGAAAAUAAACAGAAAAAACAAUCAAUAAUUCAUAACACGAAAAAUUUAUCAGAAGAUAUAAGAAUAACUAAAAACAAAAAUUCAUUAUCAAAUUAUCAAAACUUUUCAAGCUCAGGAACAUUUGAAAAUACUAUGCGUAAAAUUCAUGAUCGAUUUAAUAUUUUAAAUGAAAAAUAUGAGUAUCUCCAAAAUCAAUUAUUGAAAACGAAUGAUAAAAAAAUAAAAAAAAAACUAACUCAAGUGGAGAAUGAAUUAAAUGAAAAAGAAGAAGAAAUAAAUGCUAUUGUUGGUUUAUGUUUCGAAGUAGCUGCACUAAAACGGCAAUUAAAAAUGCAACACAACAGUAGUCUUCUUUAUAUCACUACUAAAUGUUCAACACAUAAUUCUACAAAAAUAAAUUCUUCAACAACCGCAAGACCACAAAAUACUCAUAGUUUACACAUAACUGAAUAUCAGCAAAGAAAAACUCCAAUAAGUAAAAAAAUGCCACCAACCACAAAAGUGUUUGCAGGAUUAUUACGAAAUAUUCAAUCGAUUCAACAUCAAUUAACGACUAUAUGAAUAUUUUAAAAAAGAUAAAAUACUAAACAAGUAAAAUUCAUAAAGAUGUCAUUCUCUUUUAUAAGUUCUCAUUUUAUACUAAAUAAAUAGAUAAAAUUUGCUAAUUGUUAUUAAAAAUAAUAUUAACAACAAUAAAUUGAUUUUAUAAUGAUUUUAACACUGUAAGUUUAUUGUAAUCGUGCAAAUCUUUUCAAACUUAUCAUUAUUCUUGUAUUUCUACAGGCAAUAGCUAUUUUCAGAGAAAUUACUGUUUUACUCAAUAUGAUUAUUGAUGAUUUUCGACAAUUGUAUUUUUAUAAUGUUAGUUCAAUUAUUAAAUAAGUUUAACUUUUCACUAUUUCUAUAAAGUUCCAUCCAUGAUAAUCGCUAGAUAUGUUGGUAUAAUUUAGUCAGCUUAUUUGUCAAUCAAUGGAAUAAUCAUUCAUAUUCAAAUAAUCUGGAAUUUUUUUUUAAAUACCCAUAUGCACUUAAUGCAUCAUAGACAUGAUAUAACAGCUUAAAAAUAUCCAAAUAUUUAUCGAAAACGAAAAUCACAGCGUAUCAGCUAAUUAAUAUAAAUAUUGAUUAAGCAAUAUUUGUAUCAAAUUUGUUAAACUACAUUAUAGCGAAUUUUUUGUUGAUUGUGAUGAAUAUUAUUACACAAGAUGUUUUAAUUUUACCAUUUAAAGAUAAUUAUGAUAAUUAUUACUUAAU